Seriola aureovittata is the source of this 6411-nucleotide messenger RNA. It is a transcript of the gene egf, whose product is annotated as epidermal growth factor. Bases 751 to 4167 code for a protein of 1138 amino acids. The record is from RefSeq and is a predicted model, not a curated record. Lineage: Eukaryota; Metazoa; Chordata; Actinopteri; Carangiformes; Carangidae. The transcript is spliced from 23 exons. Gene Ontology annotation, molecular function: calcium ion binding.
GUCAUGUGUAAAUUAUACUUGUACUGUAAGUGUAGGUAAUUUAUGAAUGGUGUAAUAGUCUGGAAAAAAUACCCAAAGUCAAUUUUGUUCCCCAAUGAAUAAAUAAUUGAAUAUCUCAAGGUUGUGUCCGGUCUAAUAGCCCAUCUCCCCGUCUCCCUCUGCCAGACACAAAAACUCCAAACAGACGCAUCCAUCCACACACAGAAUGGACAUGGGUCAGGGGGUGGGGUGAGGGUAAGAUUUGUUAUUAUGUGGGACCUUUCUUCAGCCCAGCCUCAUUUCUUGCAUAUUCCACAUUCUGCUUGAGACACUGACUGCAGCUUAAAGAAGAUCUUGCUCCAAUACUGGACUAGCAUGUGCAAAAUUUACCACGGGGGUGUCAGGAAUUUCAAUCUUUGCUUCCAAAACAGGCUGGCACCCUGGGGGCAAGGUGGGGAGUGAGCAGGAUCCCACACACUUUUCUUUUUUUUUUUUCCUCUUUUGGUCAAACACUGCAAUAGCAGUAUCACCCUCUUUAUUGAGUCCAUCUUUUCACAGUGGAUUUGCAUCUCUCUCAUCUCUUAGCAUGACAUCACCUGGUAUGUAAAGUUCCUGUGUCUCUAGGGUUAAAGCCGUCGACAAGGAUGUCAACAGUCUGUAAGCAAACGUUGCUUGAUUUUGGGGAAUUCUUGUGCGCCAGCUCUGAUAGUGGGAAUGCCUGAGAAACAGUGAACAAGUGCAGCUCCCAAGGCAGGGAAAAGGCGCAGGAUUAUGUUGGCAGCAACGAUCACAGCAGUGCUGAUCUAUUUCAUGGUGCAAAACUCUGGAGCCUUGGCCCUCAGAACAGGAUGCUGGGAUGAACGCCUAUCACGAGCGGGGAGAAACAGCAGCUGUGCGGCUAUACAGCCCUUCCUGUUAUUCGGUCACGGUAAAGCCAUUCAUCGGCUGGACCUCGAUGGGAGGAACCAGAGAAGGCUCGUGGCUGGUGUGGGAAGUUCUAUCCUGCUCGACUUUCAUUUCAGACAGGAGGGAGUUUACUGGGCUGACAAACACACUGGGGUCAUCUACAAAGCAUCAGUGAGAGGAGCACACAAACAGAAACUCUACUCAUCUGACAAACACAUUUCAGGCCUUGCAGUGGACUGGGUUUGGAACAGUGUGUACUGGACAAGUCGAGAAAAGGGAAAAAUCAAGAGAAUGGAUUUAAACGGGAAAAAUGAGAGAACUCUUCUAAGACACUUGACCCAACCAAGUUCUAUAGUUGUUGACCCCACUAACAGGUUCCUUUUUUGGCUGUCCGGUGGAAUGACUCCGAGUAUCCAACGCUCCGAUGUGACAGGACAGAUGAAAACCACGCUUAUUAAGAUAGCCGAGCAACUGAAAGCCCUGUCGAUUGACAGAGAGGACAACAGACUGUUCUGGGUUCAGUUUGGUCUGCAAGGAGAAAGUGCCAUCGCCUCUUGCGAUUACAAUGGGAACGCCUUGCACAUCAUAGAUCAGCCACUUCGGUCUCAGUCACUGGGGAUAUCAGUUUUUCUGGAGCACUUAUACUACAGUGAUGCUGCAUCUCAGGUUAUAAAACAAGUGAACAAGUACACUGGUGGAAAGGCACUGGAUGUUAACAUAAAACAAAUGGCAAAACCCCCAGUUGACAUCAAGGUGGUACAUGCCCUUAACCAGCCGCUGGCAGACUCCCCAUCAUCUUUUCCAGAGUGUGACAAACAGAGCGGAAACUGUGUGAAUGUGUGCUCCAAUCUAGCUGAGAAGGGGGUUUGCCAGUGCAGUGAAGGCUUUGCUCUCAGUAAGCAAGGCACUUAUUGUGAAGAUGUAAAUGAAUGUGCCCAUUGGAACCAUGGCUGCUCGCUUGGUUGUGAAAACAUCCCAGGCUCCUAUUUCUGUACCUGUCCUAAAGGAUACGCCCUCCUUCCAGACAGGAAGACAUGUCAAGAGAUCAUACCAUGUGAAGGCAAUAUGACUAAGUGUGGCCAUGGAUGUCUGAAAACAGAUGAGGGUGACAUAUGUGUGUGCCCUGAGGGAUCAUUACUACAGGAGGACGGACAAGCCUGUACUGGCUGCUCAUCUGUAGACAAAGGGGGUUGCAGUCAGCUCUGUACUCCCGUCACCCCUAGUAGGUGGCAGUGUGGUUGUCUGCCUGGCUACCAGCUCCACCAAAAUGGCAAGCGCUGUAUUGCUACGGGACCACCACCGUAUCUGCUAGUUGCUAAUUUAGUAGAUGUACGAAGAAUGAAUCCUGAUGGCACUGGUGAUCAAACCCUGGUGGAGGAGCCCAGAGGAACAAUCAUAGCUUUGGAUUAUGACCCGGUCCAGAACGAUGUGUACUUUGCUAGUACAAGCCAGAAGACAAUAGAGCGGAUCGAUCUGAACGGUGGGUCCAGAGACAUUGUUGUGUCUGAGAAUCUGAACUCUCCAGAGGGACUGGCCAUUGACUGGGUUCACCGCAGGAUGUACUGGACUGAUAAAAGCCAGUCGACUGUUGACUGCAGUACCUUGGUAGGACUGAACAGAGAAACCAUUGUGAGAAAAGGGCUAGAAAAACCAAGAGGAAUCGCAGUCCAUCCUUUGGCAAAGAAGUUGUUCUGGACUGAUAUGGGAGCCCAGCCUGUGGUGGAAAGUGCCUCUUUAGACGGGAAAGUUCGGACUGUCAUUGCUAGCACCAACCUUGUGUCACCUAGUGGCCUGGCCAUCGAUUUCACAGAGGAUCGUCUGUUCUGGUGCGACCAGCGGAGGGGUCUGGUGGAGACUGCUGCCCUGGAUGGCUCAGACCGACGGAUCCUGUUAGAGAACCAAGUAGGUCGACCUUUUGACCUCGCAGUAUUCGGGGACAGGCUCUGGAUCUCUGAUUGGGAGCACCAGCAGCUGAGGAGCGUACACAAGCGGACUGGGAAGAAACUGCAACGUAUCCAUGGCAGCAUGGUCCACCCAGCAUCCAUUGUGGUGGUUCAUCCCCUCGCUAAACCAGGGGCAGACGUUUGCCUUCAUCUGAAUGGAGGUUGUGCCCAGGCGUGUGAAAGCAAACUGGGAUUCUCCCACUGCUCCUGUCUGUCAAGUUACAUCCUAUCAGCUGACGGAAAAACCUGCUUGCCUUCUGAUGCUUCAAAUGGGACAGCAGAAUCUGGAGACAGUGAAUCCACUGAGUUGACAUCUCUCAAGGGCAGUGAGCCAACUCUCUUCACAGACAAGAUGGUCUCAGACCAGAAUGAGUGUUACUCACUCCGCUGUGAUGUGAAUGCACAGUGCCUGCUUCAUGCUGGCAGCCCAACCUGUUUAUGUCUUGAAGGUUUUACGGGUGAUGGACAGUCGUGUGUGGAUAUUGAUGAGUGUAAACUGGGAACACACAAUUGUAACAAAAACGCUGAAUGCCAAAAUACUUUGGGGAAGUAUCUCUGCAAGUGCCAGGCUGGAUACCACAUCAAUGGGAAAACAUGUCAAGAGCUGGAGACCACAUCGACAUGGGUGACGACCAGUAGCCCUGCUGAAGUCACCACCCGGCACCACAACAGUAACUCUGUGGAGAACUGCCCCUCCACCCAUGAGUCCUACUGUCUAUACCAGGGCGUCUGCUUCUACUUUCCUGAAAUGGAGUCCUAUGCAUGCAAUUGUGUAUCAGGCUACAUGGGGGAGCGCUGUCAGUUCAGUGACCUGGAGUGGUGGGACCUUCAGCAGGCUGAGGAAGAGAAAAGGAGAAACAUGGUCAUUGCGGCCUGCAUGGUCGUCCUCAUCUCCCUGCUCUCCAUUGCUGCCUGCGUCACCUACUGCUAUGGAACUAGAAAAUUCUUCCACAAACAACCCUCAGUGGAUAAUGUGAGUGAGACCAGCAUGACAGAUGAGAGCAUGUUAGAUGCCACCACCACCAGUGUGCCUCGGUUCUACAUGCUGGUAGAAAAUGGAGUGGAAGAAAAAGUCAUCCCUGCCAUGGGCUGUCCCAGGAGAGCUGUCUGUCCAUCAUGCUCUUCAGAGACAGCGGACAACCAUGUGUCUGAAGAGUCAGAAACGUUGUCCAAACACAACAGAGGGUAUGAGUGUUCCAUGGUGUCGGCUCUUGCCAUGGAAAUCACUAAACCCACUGUCCAUCACUCGAGUCCAUCACUGUCAAGCUCAUAUUCCUGUACGUCGUUCAAGCUGACACCACUCUCCCAGACUGCCAGCCCAGAGUCACCCGCUUCUUAGUUCAGCGGAGAGACCGACACCGCUGUACAGUUAAACGCACACAUACUGUAACAUCUGCCUGAUGUACAAACUGCAAAUGAAGAGUUUCAUUCCACAAUGAAAUGUGCCGCAAAGUGAACAAGAGCCACUGAAGCUGUUGCCUGGAAAAGUAACUUGUGGCAUUUUUGUGUAAAAAUAAAUUCAUGUUUACUUCUCAAUUAUAGAUUUCUAUGAUACACAAUAUUUCGGUCAGGCCAGUAGAUGUAAGCAAUUGUAAAUACAGGUAUUUGGUAGCAAAAAAAGGAAACUAUAGUUAACACACAGACUACAGUGCAUUGUAAAAGUAAUGAGUGCCAUCUUUCAUUGAAAAAAAUAAUAAAAUAAUGAAAUUGUAGAUUACCAAUAUAGUAUAAAUAUCCCUCACCCAGAAUACAAUGGAGCUGUCAGCUUCAAAUAAGUGUAUUCUGGGAGGUGGCAUGAUGGUGUAACACCAGAGUACAAUGCUGCAUUAAUGUUACAGCAUAGCCCUCUAAUUCUUAAUCAUUUAACAUUAGUAGGCUUAAUAAUAAAAUAUUGUUGUUGUAAACUAUUUUCCAAAAUACAGCAUUUGGAUUGAAACUCUUCCUUACACUAAUAUACCUGAUACUGUAGCUGACAACUAUGUAAUAUACAUGUGUACAGUAUGUCUUUCCUUCAAAGUUCUAGAGUAGAUCGAUAUUAUCAGGAGUUGUACAAGCUCAUAACUUGCUCAAACACAGAGAUAAACCAGUGAAAACAGAAAAUUAAGAACUACUCCCACUGCUUGCUUUUGAAAAUGUCAUUGUCAUGGACUUUCUAACAAGAACAGCUAAAUUUCUGUUUGUCUUUAACCUCAUGAUCUUAGCCUAGAUCCCAGCACCUUCAUUCACAUCUCUGUUUUGCAUGUUUUAGUCACAAGCAUUUGCUUUACUCAGGGUGGCAUUGCCUACUAAAAAUGUUGGACUCCACAGGGUCUUUAAAUAGGUUUUCUAUUUUUCACCUAUCACUGAAUAACUGAGGUUAGCCACCAUCACUAUAAGAAUUUCAUUCCUAACACCAAGUCGUGUAAAUGCUGUUUAUGCAGCUUUUUCAUCAAAGCAUGAAAUGUUUCGAGGUGGAGCACUUACAAGUCUUCACAUUUACUUUGGGCUACUGUUACAAUUUUUUUUUUUUUUUUUUUUAAAAUGAUCAAAUAUCUGAAAAUCCCUCUCAACUUCCUUGGAUAAAAAAGGUGGUUGUAGGAGAGCAAAAGCUGAACACUGCCUGCCUGCUUGUGUUACAAAGGGACACAUUUGUUUUGUUGUUUAGAAAUUACUUACAUGUUUUCCAUAUUUGCUAUAUAUUUUAUGGAGUAACUGUAUGAAGUUUUCCUUUCAGUGUGUUGUAUUUUGACCAUCGAGGUGGAGCUCUGUCAGGUGCAGUGUGGCUCAGUGAAAACAAUUUGUUUCUUGUCUUGCCAAUCAAUUCAAAUUGACAAAACGAUAUGUAAACGGUAUAAAACACAGACUAUGCACCACAGUGUGUAUUACCAUGGUUACAUUUAGCCAAGCAUAACAACUAUCAUGUCGGUGCAUUACUUAACUAACCUGAGAACUGUGACAUUGUUAGCAAACUUGCUAUAUUUAUUCUAUACAAAAAUCCAUGUUUACUUUAGCCAGAGUUCUGCUUAGAUCUGUGCUUUUAGAAAUAAGAUGAGGGUUAACUGAACUGGGUUGAUGACUGACUGAUGAUUGACUGAACUGGACUAUUUAGUUUGGAAAGGGAAGGCAUCUUGCUAUUUACCUAAUUUCUUUACAGUACAGAGUUUUAUAUCCCCUAAACAAGCCAAAAACGGGUCAUAUUUAUUUGGACAGGACAGACAACAUCCAGAAUUUUUAUUCACACAGUUUUCGCCUGAUUAUUUCUCUUAUUUUCGGCAGACAUAACUGGAAUUAGAAAAUUGCAAGAUGAAGCUCAUUUUUAUCUCCCUCAAUAAAACUAUAUUCCCAAAAAUCUGACUGUUUUAAUAACUGCAACAUAUUCACCAACAUCCUCGGUUUACUAGACACACAAAAAUGAUUACCAUCACUAAACUUUUGCCUUUCUUUACCAUCCUUAUUUCUUUGAAAAAUACACUUUUCUAAUGAUAUUAUCUUUGUUAUAAUUGAAACCUUAUUUUGACCAUUCAAACCCCAUCUCUGUCUCGUUACACCACAUCGCACUUCUUCAAAGCUCUAGCCCAUGCUCCACUGAUGAUGCUUUUCUAUC